AUGAGUUUACGCUGUCAAACUGCUCACUCACGAUUUAUACCUCCUAGAGACCGACUGCGCCAGACACCUUUUGUGCCGGAACCAUCAGGCGAUUAUUACAAUAUUAAAGGUGCUAUCAAUGAGCUGCAACGAGAUAGUACCAUGAACAUGCUAAUCCAGCGUGAAUACGAGACACGAUAUCGAUUUUCACAACAGCUACGCCAACAAGACGUUCUUGAGAAUGUACUGCGGCUACUUCGUAUCGGUGUGCGAAACCAGAACCGAUCACAUUUGAACAAAGGCAAGCCGUAUGAUAAUUAUCUGUUAAUUGGAAGCAGUGAUACUCUUUGUCGGAAUCGCAAUGUCACUCAUAUGGUUGGGUCGCCGGUUCCUCCUGUUGGCAAGAACAAUCAUCUGAGAUUGAGUCGUAGCGACAUUGAUAUGCUGAACGUGUUCGGGGAUCGCGGGAUCGUUGAGGCCAGAUCUAAAACAGAAUAG
Molecule: messenger RNA, 477 nt
Organism: Radiomyces spectabilis
Lineage: Eukaryota; Fungi; Mucoromycota; Mucoromycetes; Mucorales; Radiomycetaceae
Exons: 4
Coding region: 1-477 (158 amino acids)
Source: RefSeq, a predicted model, not a curated record